AUGUCAUCGUCUGUUCAUUUCAAAUUCAAAUCCCAGAAAGAACCCUCGCGGGUCACUUUUGAUGGCACUGGUAUUUCCGUUUUUGAACUCAAGCGCGAGAUCAUCAGCCAGAGUAGAUUGGGUGACGGGUCUGACUUCGAAUUGUCCAUCUACAACGAGGAUACUGGAGAAGAAUAUGACGAUGACACCACCAUCAUCCCUCGGUCUACGUCCGUCAUCGCUCGCCGAUUACCGGCCGCACGUCCCGGAAAAGGCGGCGCCGCAAGAUACGUCUCAGGAAAGAUGCCUGUGAAUGCGCGCAACGCUUCUCGAACCGAACCAUCGACGACACGAGUCGUUUCCGGGACGGCUCAAACAGUGAAUAACAACGUGCUAGAGCUUAACAAUGCGCAAACGGAGGAAGAGAAAAUCAAUGCGCUCUUCAAUCUUCAGGCCAGUCAAUGGAAGGAGCAGCAGCAGGAAAUGGCCAACGCAACACCCGUACCGUUCGGCCGUGGCAGAGGCAAGCCCGUCAACGUUCCCGAUCACCCCCCUCCUCCGGGGUACCUCUGCUACCGUUGCCGAGAGAAAGGUCACUGGAUACAAGCCUGUCCGACGAAUAAUGACCCGAAAUUUGACGGUAAAUAUCGGGUCAAACGAUCAACCGGCAUUCCUCGAUCACUGCAAACGAAGGUCGAGAAACCAGAGUCCCUGGCGCCCGAUGGCUCCAGUGAUGAUUCAAGGAAUACAGGGGUCAUGGUGAAUGCUGAUGGGGACUUCGUCAUUGCCAAACCAGAUAAAGCGGCAUGGGAAUUGUAUCAAGAAAAGGCCAAAGCAUCUGCGGCGGCGGCAGCCGAGGCGGCGGCUGUGGAGGAGAGCAAGGCACUGCAGGCUCGGGGUCUGGAAUGCCCAAUUGACAAAAGGAUGUUCUUAGAGCCAACAAAGACACCAUGUUGUCAAAGGACGUAUUGCAAUGACUGUAUUUCCAAUGCUCUGAUUGAAAGUGACUUUGUCUGCCCUGGUUGUUCAACCGAGGGUGUGCUCCUUGAUAACUUAACCCCGGAUGACGAGGCCGCCUCGGGAAUCAAACGAUAUGAAGCAGAGAAAGCCGAAGCUAAGAAAGAGAAAGAGAAACAGCUGGCAUCAAGCUCCGAGGGGGCGGUCAAUGGGACCGCUGAGGAUGCUUCGACCAAGGACAACAUUGCUGAUGCCAAUCCGAUGCCGUCACAUCCUAAAACAGAGAAUGCGCCUCCUCAGGCCAAGAAAAGACCGGCCGAGGACGAGUCAUCGCCGGACGGGGAUGGCAGCAGCCCUGAAAAUGCGGCCAAGAAGCCGAAAAGUGAGACUCAGCUAGAACCCCCCAAUGACCAGGCACAUCUCCAAGAGCCCUCGAACGGGGCUCUCCCCUUUAACCCUCAAAUGCCCUUCAAUGGAUUUGCCAUGAUGCCUCCAUAUUCAGAUUCCAGUUUCGGAAACGAGGGGUUCAUGAACCCUAUGGCGAUGCCAAAUGGUUUCCCCAACGCCAUGGGUCCUGGGUGGAACCCCAUGGGUAUGCCCUUCAAUUCAAUGCCGAAUGGCAUGUAUGGAGACCCAUCCAAUGGCUUUCCUAAUAUGUUUAAUGGGGAUCCGUCCAUGUUGAUGUUUCCGAUGGGCCAGAUGCCGGCAUCGAUGCAGAAUCCCGGUUUUCCAGGCCCUGGCAUGAAUACCUUUUCGAAUCAGCAACGAACGGCCUUCAGUGGUCCAUAUUCGCGUGAGGAGGAUUCACCCUAUUUUCGUCAGCCGGUGAACCCCCAACGUCAUCAAGCUCGACACCGCCGAGUUCGCCCGAGCGAUUAUCGGGAACUGUGA
Messenger RNA from Penicillium macrosclerotiorum, 1827 nucleotides. Its product is annotated as cleavage polyadenylation factor subunit MPE1. Gene Ontology annotation, biological process: mRNA processing; ubiquitin-dependent protein catabolic process; protein ubiquitination. Lineage: Eukaryota; Fungi; Ascomycota; Eurotiomycetes; Eurotiales; Aspergillaceae. Gene Ontology annotation, cellular component: nucleus. Gene Ontology annotation, molecular function: nucleic acid binding; ubiquitin protein ligase activity; zinc ion binding. The transcript is spliced from 4 exons. The record is from RefSeq and is a predicted model, not a curated record. Bases 1 to 1827 code for a protein of 608 amino acids.